Messenger RNA from Daphnia magna, 803 nucleotides. RefSeq lists its product as uncharacterized. The transcript is spliced from 6 exons. The coding region runs from base 75 to 695 and encodes 206 amino acids. The record is from RefSeq and is a predicted model, not a curated record. Lineage: Eukaryota; Metazoa; Arthropoda; Branchiopoda; Diplostraca; Daphniidae.
AAAUUUAGCCGAUAUUCCGAACCUCUCGAUAUCGUGUUCACUUCAUUGCAUUCGCAGGUGACUUGACUGCAAAAAUGAGCUUUUUCCUUCUGAAGAACGUAAUUGCCAUUGCGCUGAUUGCCUUCGCCUUGAAAACGUCAGGCGUUUCGGGUGGAUCGUUUGGUGCCUGUAGCGGCCAGAGACUCGACAUACUGGCUAAAGGCCAGUACAUGCCAGCCUGCAAAUGCGUGUCUGAAGGCGGGACAUGUUGCGGUACCGACCCAUCAGUUCGUGAUCACGUCAACGACGACCCGAGAACAAUGGAUCCUAACGACAGAUGCUACACUUGUUACAACAGCGACGUUAGCGUCACGUGCAAGGGAAAGUUGAUUCGAUCGCAGCCGACCAGCGAAACUGAAAGGUUCGUUACAUCGGAAAAAUGCAAACAAGUCAGCGGAACGUGUUGCAUGAAAUCGCCCACGUACGCCUUCAAUCCCAAUUACAUAUCGGACAAUUGUAACGAUUGCUAUUCGGGCCAAGUGGCCCUGCCUUGCGGAGGCAAUCUUUUAGCUUCGUCGAAUUACACGGCAAAGACGUGCGCUACCUUCGGUGGUAGAUGCUGCGAUCAAUAUCCUACAGGCGGCGAUGCAUUCAACGCCAUAGCAUUCCCCGAUCCAGAGUUAUUGCGCUGCACGUACUGCUACAGUGGAGUAUGAAAAUGCGUUAAAUCCCGACACAGGAUCCAAAUUGGAACAGCCCAUAUUUCAAUUCAAAUUGACGAAUUUCAUUAAAUUACUAGGAAAUAUACGGAGCUUUGAAUUUGA